CGGAAGUGACGUAGCGCUCGGCGGAAGUGCCGUAGCGCGCGGCUGCCGGGAUGGCGGCGCCGAAGGUGAAGCAGGACAUGCCGCCGCCGGGCGGCUACGGCCCCAUCGAUUACAAGCGGCACCUCCCGCGCCGCGGCCUCUCAGGUUACAGCCUCUUCGCGCUCGGUGUCGGCAGCCUCCUGCUGGGCUACUACACCAUCAUCAAGUGGAACCGGGAGCGCAGGCGGCUGCUGAUCGAGGAGCUGGAGGCGCGCAUCGCGCUGUUACCGCUGCUGCAGGCAGAGUCGGACCGCAGAACCCUGCGCCUCAUGCGGCAGAACCUGGACGAGGAGGCCAAGAUCAUGAAGGACGUUCCCGGUUGGAAGGUUGGCGAGUCCCUGUUCCACACCGACCGCUGGGUGCCCCCGACGGUGGAUGAGCUCUACUACCUGCGCCCGUCUACCGAGAUGGACAACGAGAAGUUUGGGCUGCAGUACUACGUCUGAUUGGCGGCCCCAGGGGGCUGCGGGGGGCUCAGCAUUAAACCCGUGCAGGAACCCGG
Molecule: messenger RNA, 541 nt
Organism: Lagopus muta (rock ptarmigan)
Lineage: Eukaryota; Metazoa; Chordata; Aves; Galliformes; Phasianidae
Gene: NDUFA13
Product: NADH:ubiquinone oxidoreductase subunit A13
Exons: 5
Coding region: 51-485 (144 amino acids)
Source: RefSeq, a predicted model, not a curated record